CCUACUAGUCUGAUGGCGAAGCCUCUGAAGUUCGAUGACGUAGAAACGGUAAUUAUGAAGACCCAUUGGGAUAUGCCGGGACAAAAGUAUUACCUGGAAAUUAGAGACUUUUCUGGAUCCUACUUUCUAAGGCGUGGCUUAAGGAUGAAGUUGAUUACGUUUGGUUAG
Molecule: messenger RNA, 168 nt
Organism: Soboliphyme baturini
Lineage: Eukaryota; Metazoa; Nematoda; Enoplea; Dioctophymatida; Soboliphymatidae
Source: the annotation of a GenBank genome assembly